Messenger RNA from Closterium sp. Naga37s-1, 3090 nucleotides. NCBI's taxonomy places the organism in Eukaryota, Viridiplantae, Streptophyta, Zygnematophyceae, Desmidiales, Closteriaceae. The record is from the annotation of a GenBank genome assembly.
AUGUCGUUCGGAUCGUCCAGUCUGCUGCGUGGCGACUCGUCGAGCGACGCGCUGACGUAUCACCGCCCGCCACGAGGAGGCAUGCGAAAAGAGACCCGGCAGCGGCGAGUGGUGGAGUGCAAGGUGAAGCGGCGGAAGGAGCCACGGCUGGAUGCGGUGAUAGAGAGGAACAAGAAGUUCCGCAUCGUGCAGCGCAUUCAGGAGCUGCUGGGGAAGCAGAAGGGCGGGCGCAUGAGUCUCAAGGAGCUGGGGAAGCAUCGGAACAAGAUUGGGCUGUCUGGGGGACGGAGAUGUGUGUCUCUCAUUCGCAGGUUCCCAUCCAUAUUCCGAGUGUACGAUAAGGGUGCGGGCAACAUCUGGUUCGAGUUGACUCCAGAGGCAGCGAGGAGGGAUGCGAGGGAGAGGGAGCUGAGAGCCAUCAUGGAACCCAUUCUCGUCGAUAAGCUCUGCAAGCUGCUGAUGAUGUCAGCAACGCAGUCCCUCAGUGUGGAGAGCGUUGGGCACGUGCGCAGAGAACUGGGCCUUCCAGAGGACUUCAAAACGUCCUUUCUGCCGCGCUUCUCCGAUCGCUUCAGAGUGGCCACCCCUCCAGCAGCCCCUCCGGGUACCCCUACUGCUGCUGGGGGGCCGGUGCUGGUGCUGCAGCAGUGGGACGAUCGCCUGGCGCUGUCCGUGGCAGAGGCGAACGAAGCAGCAGCGGAGGCUCGGGAAGAGGCUCGGGAAGAGGCUUGGGAAGCGGCUCGGAAAGAGGCUCGGAAAGAGGCUCGGGGAGAGGGUGGUGAGGCUGGGGAGGGGGAGAGUGGGGAGGAGAGGAGGAAGGAGGAGGAGGAGAAGGAGGAGGAGGAGGAGGAGGAAGAGGGGGAGUGGGAGGAGGAGAAGGAAGAAGAGAAGGAAGAGAAGGAGAAGGGUGAGGAGGAGGGAGAGGCCAAGAAAGGGAAAGAGGAGGAGGAAGAGAAGGAGGAGGAGAAGGAGACGGAGGGAGAGGGGAAAGAGGGUAGGGAGGGAUUCGAGAUGUCUGGCGUGGGUAGCAGUAAAGGUGAGGGGGGCGGGCAUGAGGGGCAGGGGGCAGGAUGGGGAGAGGCGUGGGAUGAGGGAUGGGAAGAGGGAUGGGGAGAAGGAGGGGGAGAAGGAGGGGAAGGAGGAGGGGAAGGAGGAGGGGACGGAGGAGGGGGAGGGGGAGGAGAAGGGCAACACAAGCAGAACGAGCGCAAGGAGAGCAAUCACAAGUCACAGGCGGGGAAACAGGCAAACUGGAACCAAAGGGGGGGGGGAGGAGAGAGAUGGGACGAGGAGCAAUGGGAAGAGGAGGAGCAAGAGGAGCAAGGGACAGAAGAAACACAAGGAACGGCAUCAUCCAGAAAGCCUCAUCUUGGUCCUGUUUUGGCCUGCGACCCAGCGGCGCCAUCAGACUCCCCUUUUGAGGCGCCUCAAAAGCCAUCUCGGGCCUGCGACCCGGCGGCGCCAUCAGAUUCCCUCCAACAGAGAGUGGGUGGGUGGAUGGCUGCACCAUCAGAUUCCCCCCAACAAACCCUAGCCACCCAAGCUGCUCAAGUCCCACCAGUCUCUCCAGGCAUGCAGCUCCCUCCCCCCAAGCCCUCCUUGACGCCGGAGCAGCUGGCAGAGGCAGCCAUCGGGUUGGGGCGGCACAAGGCAGAGACCAGCCGCAUGGCCUAUAUCACCGGGAAAACCAGUGCGGACCAGGACGGGACUACUUUUGAGACGUCUCAAAAGUCGAUCGGGUUGGGGCGGCACAAAGCAGAGACCAGCCGCAUGGCCUAUAUCACCGGGAAAACCAGUGCUGAGCAGGAAGGGACUAGCAGUGGUGUUGCCAGUGGUGCCGGUACUGCUGGCAGCAGCAGCAGCAGCAGCAGCAGCAGUCGGGAGCAGCGGUACAAGAAAGCCGUUCGGCUGAGCUUGAAACUCAACCUACCCCCCGGUCUGAAGCUGAAGCAAUCUGACCUGCUCCGGCUACAGAGGUUCCAUUCCUCCCCCCAAAUAUCCCCCUAUGCAAACCCGCUCGAGCUGGGGAUAUCGCCGGAAUCAAUGGAAGCCGAGAGGCGGGCAGUUGCCGUGAUUCGGGAGUUUCUUUCGCUGACCGUGGAAAAGCGGUGCCUGAUCGACCAGCUGACGCACUUUCGGAAAGAUUUUCUGCUGCCCGCGAGGAUAUAUGCGCUGCUGCUGCGGCACCCGGAGGUUUUUUAUGUUUCGGUGAAAGGGGUGCGGGAUUCGGUGUUUCUGCGGGAGGCUUAUGAAGGGGAGGUGCUUAUAAUGAGUGAUGAGCUGGCGGAUGCUAUAGAGGAGAUGAGAGUUCUUAUGGAGGAUGGAAGGAGGAGGAUGAGGAGGGGAGAAGUGGGGAGAGGGGAGAGGGAAGGGAAUGGGAGGGGAGGGAGUGAUGAGGAGAGUGAGUGGGAGAGCGAGGAUGAGGAGGAAUGGGGAGAGGAAGAUGAGGAGGAAGAGGAAGAGGAGGAGGAGGAAGAGGGGUGGGAAAGGGAGGAGGGUCGGAACAGUAGGGUUGUGCCGGGGGUUUGGAAACGGGCAAAUGGGCAAGCAGUGGGGAGUGGGGGUAGAGUUAAAUCUAAUGCUAUGAGUGUGGAAGUGGGGAGAAAGGGAGGGAAGAGAGGAUGGGAGAGAGGAGGGGAAAGAGGAGUGGAAAGAGGAGUGGGGAGAGGCGUGGGGAGAGGAGAGACUAGAGGAGUGCGGAAAGGGGAGAAUGAGGGAGAGAGGAAGUGGGUGGGGGUGGACAGGUGGGGGAGGGAGAGUGGGAGAGUGGAUGGGGCUGGGUGGGUGCCUGUCGGGAGUGCAGUUGGGGAAGAGAGUGAGGGUGAUAAGAGAACGGGCCGAGAGAAGGAGAGAGGGGAAGAGGAGGAAAAGGAGGGAAGAGGGGGAGAUGAGGAAGAGGAGGGAGAGGGGGGAGAGGAUGGAGAGAGGGGGGGUAAAGCUCGUGCAGCAGGAAUGAGGGGAAGGGGAGAUGAGGUGAGGAGGGAGAGGGAAAGAGUGGGGGUGAUAGGGGCAAAGGAGAAGGGGAGAGGAAAGGAGUCACGGAGGAGCAAGGGCAUACACAGGCAGGGGUUGAUUAAAGACAGGUGGUGA